GUUGAUGAAGAUCUAGUAAAGAAUUCAGGCAAGUUUUUGGUCCUGGACCGCAUGCUUCCAGAACUGAAAAAGAGAGGACAUAAGGUGUUGUUGUUCUCACAAUUGACUAUGAUGCUUGACAUUUUGAUGGAUUACUGCUAUCUUAGAGACUUCAAAUUUAGUCGACUGGAUGGCUCUAUGUCCUACUCAGAGAGAGAAGAAAAUAUGCAUCAAUUUAAUACUGACCAUGAAGUCUUCCUGUUCUUAGUGAGUACAAGAGCUGGAGGCUUAGGCAUCAACCUCACUGCGGCAGACACGGUUAUCAUUUACGACAGUGACUGGAACCCCCAGUCGGACUUGCAGGCCCAAGACAGGUGUCACAGAAUUGGCCAGACAAAGCCCGUUGUUGUUUAUCGUCUUGUGACAGCAAAUACUAUUGACCAGAAGAUCGUGGAGAGAGCUGCUGCCAAAAGGAAGCUGGAGAAACUGAUUAUCCACAAAAAUCAGUUUAAAGGUGGCAAAUCUGGUCUAGCACAGUCAAAGAGCUGCUUGGACCCUCAGGAAUUAAUAGAAUUGCUGAAAUCCAGAGACUAUGAGAGGGAGGUUAAAGGAUCUAGAGAAAAAGUAAUCAGUGAUAAAGACCUAGAGUUACUCUUGGAUAGAAGUGAUCUUAUUGAUCAAAUGAAGACCUCUGAAAACAUGAAAAAGGAAAAGAUGGGUGUAUUUAAGGUCCUAGAAGAAUCUUCAAAUUCCAAUGCAGAAUGUGUGUUUUAA
Merops nubicus (carmine bee-eater) is the source of this 753-nucleotide messenger RNA. RefSeq names its product lymphoid-specific helicase-like. The transcript is spliced from 7 exons. Gene Ontology annotation, molecular function: chromatin binding. Gene Ontology annotation, cellular component: pericentric heterochromatin; nucleus. The annotation marks the transcript as partial. Gene Ontology annotation, biological process: negative regulation of gene expression via chromosomal CpG island methylation; pericentric heterochromatin formation; lymphocyte proliferation. The record is from RefSeq and is a predicted model, not a curated record. Lineage: Eukaryota; Metazoa; Chordata; Aves; Coraciiformes; Meropidae.